Dujonia railenensis is the source of this 1551-nucleotide messenger RNA. The record is from the annotation of a GenBank genome assembly. NCBI's taxonomy places the organism in Eukaryota, Fungi, Ascomycota, Pichiomycetes, Serinales, Debaryomycetaceae.
AUGAGUUUGGGAUUUAAUACAAGUAGUCCGUAUGUGAAAAACAGCUUCCAAACUCAAGCGUUUGAGGUAUACAACCAAAUGUCAUGGUUACAAUUAAUUGCAACUGUCAUUUUCUUGGUCUUAUCUUAUGAUCAAAUUAUGUACCAAAUUCGUAAAGGUUCUAUUGCAGGUCCAAGAUUCAAGAUUUGGCCAAUAAUUGGACCUUUCUUAGAAUCAUUAGAUCCUAAGUUCGAAGAAUAUAAGUCCAAAUGGGACUCUGGUCCAUUAUCAUGUGUUUCAAUUUUCCACAAGUUUGUUGUCAUCGCUUCAUCGAGGGAUUUAGCACGUAAAAUUUUGGCUUCUCCAAAGUAUGUCAAGCCAUGUGUCGUUGAUGUUGCCAUCAAGAUUCUUAGACCAUCAAACUGGGUGUUUUUAGACGGUAAGGCUCACUCAGAUUACAGAAGAUCUCUUAACGGUUUAUUUUAUCAAAAGGCUUUGGAAAUUUACAUCCCUGUUCAAGAAAAGUAUAUGGAUAUUUACUUAGACAGAUUCACUUCUUACAACGACAAGAGAGAAUUUUUCCCAGAGUUUAGAGAAUUACUUUGUGCUUUAUCUUUAAGAACUUUCUGUGGUGAUUAUAUUACCGAAGAACAAAUCAAGUUAAUUGCUGAUAACUAUUAUAGAAUUACUGCUGCCUUAGAAUUAGUAAACUUCCCAAUCAUUAUUCCAUACACAAAAACUUGGUACGGUAAGAAAAUUGCUGAUGACACCAUGAAAAUUUUCGAAAAAUGUUCAAGUAUGGCCAAGAAACAUAUUAAUGAAGAAAAUGGUUCACCAACUUGUGUUAUGGAUGAAUGGAUCUACUUAAUGAAGGAUGCUAAGGAAAAGCAAUCCGAUGAUUCCGACUCAAAAUAUUUAAUUCGUGAAUUCUCAGACAGGGAAAUUUCAGAAGCAAUUUUCACUUUUCUCUUCGCUUCUCAAGAUGCUUCUUCCUCGUUGGCAUGUUGGUUGUUCCAAAUCGUUGCUGACCGUCCUGAUGUUGUCGCUAAGAUCAGAGAAGAGCAAUUGAGAGUUCGUGACAAUGAUCCUUCAAAACGUUUAUCAUUAGAGUUAAUUAAUGAGAUGACUUACACAAAUAAUGUUGUCAGAGAAUCUUUACGUUACCGUCCUCCAGUCAUUAUGGUUCCUUAUGUUGUCAAGCAGAGUUUCCCUGUUACUGAAACUUAUACUGCACCAAAGGGAUCUAUGAUUAUUCCAACAUUAUAUCCUGCUUUACAUGACCCAGAAGUUUACCCUGAUCCUGAUACUUUUAAGCCAGAGAGAUGGGAAAAUGCAACCACUGACAUGAACAACCGUAAUUGGUUAGUUUUCGGAACUGGACCACACGUCUGUCUCGGUAAAAAUUAUGUCAUGAUGUUGUUCACUGGUAUGCUUGGUAAGUUUGUUAUGAAUUCAGAUUUGGUUCACCACAUCACCCCAUUAUCUGAAGAAAUUAAGGUCUUCGCAACCAUUUUCCCUAAAGACGAUUUAAUUCUUGAAUGGAAAAAGAGAGAUCCAUUGAAGGCUAAUUAA